This is a messenger RNA of Pristis pectinata (smalltooth sawfish), 3918 nucleotides long. RefSeq names its product tyrosine-protein kinase Tec-like. The transcript is spliced from 19 exons. Gene Ontology annotation, biological process: adaptive immune response; B cell receptor signaling pathway; intracellular signal transduction. Gene Ontology annotation, molecular function: protein binding; ATP binding; non-membrane spanning protein tyrosine kinase activity. The coding region runs from base 483 to 2405 and encodes 640 amino acids. Lineage: Eukaryota; Metazoa; Chordata; Chondrichthyes; Rhinopristiformes; Pristidae. The record is from RefSeq and is a predicted model, not a curated record.
UGACACUGAGAAUCGCCGGCCUAAAAUGCAAUACUUGGUGAUUUCAAUCGUCUCACAUGGCAUAUUUGAUCCCACCAGUCCUAUAUGAGGAAAUUUGAGCAAUACUCUACAGCUUUAUCACUCGUACAUUUUCGUUUACGUAUUGAAUUAGGCCGAUUUCUAUGAAAGAAUUCGAUUUUUAACUAGAAAUGGUCGAACUUCUGUUUUCAUUUCUGACCCUUCCAAGAAUAGUCUGUCCCAGCGUGCUCUGCUUUAUCGUGUUUUUGCGGCUUUAGCUGACACAGAGAUAUCGAGGAAUCCCUGCAUGUGAGAUUGGAAUGCCAGCUCAGUGGAUUGUUCGCGAACUUGGUGUCUUUUCAGGCUCAGCUUCAGACAGUUGCCAGGGAGGAGACUAAGGAGCAAAGUUAGUGGAGGUUAUUUCAGUUCUUGGCGUAGUGGGCCUUUUGCUCACUGGACGAACAUAACCAGGAUCUGGGGAAGAGAUGAAUGCAGAUCCUAUACUUCAAGAGACCUUAAUUAAAAGAUCACAGCAGAAAAAACGGACUUCUCCACUCAACUACAAAGAAAGGCUCUUUGUCUUAACAAAGUCAAGAUUAACAUACUAUGAAGGUCGUUCUGAGAAAAAACACAAAAAGGGCUCCAUUGAUUUACAAAAAAUCAAGUGUGCAGAAAUUGUGAAGCAUGACAGUAGCCCUAUUCCUUGUCAAAACAAGUAUCCUUUUCAGAUUAUAUAUGAUUGUAAUACUCUGUACGUUUUUGCUCCAAAUGCUGAGAGCAGAAACACGUGGGUGAAAAAGCUCAAGGAAGAAAUUAGAAAUAAUGAAUUGAUAAUGCCCAAAUAUCACCCAAAGUUCUGGGCAGAAGGAUCAUGGCAGUGCUGCAGGCAAGCAGAUAAACUUGCUCCAGGCUGUGAGGAAUAUAACCUCUUUAGUGAUCUUAGUCGUAAACCACUUCCACCAACACCAGAUGAUGUGCAGCUACAUAACAAUCUCCCAGGAAUUGUUUAUAAGCCUCCAGCACAUUUACCAGAAGAUGAAGAAGAGGAGGAGGCAGAAGAGGAGGAAGAAGCUGAGGUGGUUCUUGCAAUGUAUGACUUUGAAGCAUUGGAGUCCCAUGAUUUAAGUCUAGUUAAGGGUGAAGAAUAUGUGCUGAUAACAAAGUCUGAUAUGCAUUGGUGGAGAGCAAAAGACAAAAAUGGAAAUGAGGGUUACAUACCGAGCAACUACGUAACUGAGAAGAAAUCCAGCAAUUUAGAAAAAUACGAGUGGUAUUGUAAAAAUGCUAAUAGAAGUAAAGCAGAAUAUUUACUAAAAUCUGAGGAUAAAGAGGGAGGAUUUCUUGUGAGAGAUUCUAGCCAGCCUGGGAUGUAUACAGUGUCUCUUUACACCAAAUUUGGAGGAGAGGGAUCUAUUCGACAUUACCAUAUAAAGUUAACCCAGACACCUCAUAGACAGUACUAUCUGGCAGAAAAACAUUUGUUUACUAAUAUUCCUGAUUUAAUAGAGUAUCAUCAAUACAAUGCAGCAGGUCUUGUCACAAGAUUACGAUAUCCAGUGGCCCGCAAAGGACGAUCUGCACCUAAAACUGCCGGCUUUAGCUAUGAUAAAUGGGAAAUAAAUCCAUCUGAACUAACAUUUAUGAAAGAGUUGGGAAGUGGACAGUUUGGAGUGGUACGCUUAGGGAAAUGGCGAGCUCAACACAAAGUAGCAAUUAAAGCAAUUCGCGAAGGUGCAAUGUGCGAAGAGGAUUUCAUAGAAGAAGCAAAGAUCAUGAUGAAGUUAUCUCAUCCUAAAUUAGUGCAAUUGUAUGGAGUUUGCACACAACAAAAGCCAAUUUAUAUUGUGACUGAAUUUAUGGAACUCGGUUGUCUACUGAACUAUCUCAGACAAAGGAGAGGGCAGCUAAACAACGAAAUGUUACUGAGCAUGUGUCAGGAUGUGUGCGAAGGCAUGUCAUACUUGGAAACAAAGAAGUUCAUCCACAGAGAUCUGGCUGCCAGGAACUGUUUGGUGAGUGAAUCACACGUGGUGAAAGUGUCUGAUUUUGGGAUGACCAGAUAUGUCUUGGAUGAUCAGUACACUAGUUCUUCAGGUGCCAAGUUUCCUGUGAAAUGGUCACCCCCUGAGGUGCUACAUUACUCUAAGUUCAGCAGUAAAUCGGAUGUGUGGUCAUUUGGUGUUCUGAUGUGGGAAGUUUAUAAUGAUGGAAAAAUGCCAUUUGAAGCUAAAACAAAUGCAGAGGUAGUUGAUUUCAUUUCAUCUGGCUUUCGAUUAUAUCGACCAAAACAAGCAUCAAAGGCUGUUUAUGAGAUCAUGAAUCUUUGUUGGCAUGAGAAAGCUGAGGGAAGACCAUGUUUUUCAGACUUACUACUGAUGAUUAAUCAAAUAAUGGAACCUGACUAUUAAAGUGACUUUCAGUUGGCUUUUGGAAUUAAGUCAAAAAUCUGCAGAUGUGUUACUGGAUUAUGACAAGUUGUUUUUGGUGUCUGUCAAAAGUUCAAAACAUCAGUUGAAAACUUUGUGUGUAUCUGAAACACAUUAUGAUGAGUAAGAACAAGAAGCCACCUGUUGAUGCAUAUGCUCAAGGGACAUAUGGAAUAUUAAGCAUAACAGUACAUAUUGUUAAGUAAUAUAUCCAUUUUCUGUGAUAUAAUCUCAGCUGAUUCCAUCUAGAGUGCACAACACAAUACCAAUGCCUUGCAUUGAAACUGAUCCUGAAUUCUCAGUUUUUGAGUUUUUUUAAUGCCAAUUCCAAAUCUUAAGGGCAAGUUUUGAUCCACAUUCUAUUUUACUUGACACUAUAAAUUUAAUUAAACCAUCAAAAAUAUUUUGCUGAACACAUUUUUAGCAAUUUUAAUUCUUUAUUGCCUCUGCUUGAGUUGAAUAUUCUGAGUGCAAUUGCAUAAUUCUAUAACAUUAUGCCACACAAUCCUGUUGAAUUACUGAAAACUUAGAUAAAUUGUUGAAUGAUGGAGAUCAUAUUUGAUAGCUCUAAUUAACAAUUGGAAGAGCAAUCCAUAAUCCAAAUUGGAUAGAUUUAUUAAACUUAGAGCUCACACAGCUUACAACAGAAGACAUAUUUUUAAAAUUGCUGGAAAUAUUUCCAUCAGCAACUGGAAAAAUAUGGUUAAGAUGUAGAUUUUUCAUUAGAUUUAACUUGCAUUAGGGAUGAAAACCUAUCCCUUUCAUUUUGAAUUUUUGUAUUUUUUGUAUUAUAUAAGUACUUCUGGUUAACUUGAAAUUAUUGAUGUGAAAGUAAUUAUUGAAAAAGUGAAGUACAUAUUAUUUUUCAGAAGUAGCAAUGUAACUGUAAAUAACAGUAGAAAAUAAUACUGAUCUAUUUGUAUGAAGAAACGAAUCAAGUUUCAGAUAUUGAAGUUCUCGUUCAAAAUUAGAAGUGUCAACUUUCCUCAAUGCCUUCGGUAAAUUGUUUUGCAUUACUGGUUGUGGUGGGUUUGUUGAUGGAAAAUUUGGAUGACUGAGAAUAUUGGGUGUCUGACCUAAGUACAUCAGUCUAACUUCCAGUGGGGUUCAAGAGCAUUCUAGUUCAUGAUGUGAAUCAGCACAUGGACUCACUGUCUGUCUGGUUAGUGUCCCCAUUUCCAUACAAGGUCUUCUGUGCAAGUAUGGGGUGUUGAGGAAAUUCAUAUGAACAUAAAGAAAAACUUGCAACACUGAAUAAAAAUAACCUGCUAUUUAAAAUUAUCAAAAGAGGAUAAGGCAGGAAAGAUUGUAAUAUAAACAUGAAAUUAGAUAAUUUAAACACAGUAAAUUGUGACAGGAUUUACAUUAUUAACACUGUGUUUAAAUAUUUGCUCCAUUGAAGCAUUUUAGUGCAGGUUUGUAUUUUGAUGGGGAGUUCCCAUAGCCCCUACUUUCUUAAGUACCAGUGGGCACUGAAAAGUAACUAUUGGCUGGA